This is a messenger RNA of Ictidomys tridecemlineatus (thirteen-lined ground squirrel), 5771 nucleotides long. NCBI's taxonomy places the organism in Eukaryota, Metazoa, Chordata, Mammalia, Rodentia, Sciuridae. The record is from RefSeq and is a predicted model, not a curated record.
CCUCGCCGUCCACGGGGAGACUGGCCGGGUCAGGUCAGGGCUGGGACGCAGUCUCCUCUGUCCCCGGCAGAGGAGGGGAAGGCUUCCGGUCCUGGAGGAGGACAGUGGCUUCCCUCCCCCGGGCACCAGGCUGCAGACACAGACACGGGGCUGACGGUGGUCCCACAGGCUCUGCUCCCACGGUGGCUAGUGUGGCUGGGGACUGAGGUGUCCCCGAGAGGCUCCGUUCCCGCAGGAGCCCUCAGAGGGACCUGCACCUCGCCCAGGCCCACGGCAACGGAGCCGGCGGGGACAGACCGCUUCAGCCCUCCGGGGAAAGACCGCUGGAGCCCUCGAGGACAGACCGCUGGAGCCCUCGAGGACAGACCGCUGGAGCCAGAGCUAAAGCAAGCUCCCUCCUCCCAGUUGUUCCUGUCAGGUAUUUUGGUCACCAAGCCAACACAGCCAUGACCCCAGGACCCCCGAGUGCUCUGGCGCAUCCCCCAGAGGACAGGGGUCCACUUCUGCCCGUGUCUGUGCCAGGCUCUGAUGACCUCAGUGGAGCCCCAGAUAUUAGGGGGCAGCACGGUGAGCGGGCAGGUCCCCAGGCCUGGCCUUUCCCCUGGCUUGCCUGGCCACCUCUGCAGGGCCACGGAGAACAAAGAGGAGGAAGCAGCUGGGCUCUGCAGGCUCCCUCAGCAGGAGCAGGGAGGGACGUCACAGUCGGCCCCCCUGCGUGGGCUGAGUCCUCUCCCUUCCCAGUCCACCAGGAGCUGAGGGAGGCUCCACUGAAGUAGAAGCCAGGUGCCGUCACUUGCAACUGUAUCCCAGCUACUGGGGAGGCCGAGGCAGGAGGAUCGCAAGUUCAAGGCCACUCUCAGCAAUCUAGCAAGACGCUGCCUCAAAAUGAAAAGGGCAAGGAUGUGGCUCAGUGGCAAAGUGGCCCUGUAUCCAGUCCCCAGUACCAAAGACCAAAAAGCAAAAAACAGUGCCCUAGCUCACAGUGACCCCUGGGGGUGGGGGCGGGCAGCCGCUCUACCUGAGAGGCGGCCUUGGGGCUGGCCCUGCGCCUGGGGACACAGUGCUCCUCUGGAUGGAGGCAGAAGAGUGGCCGCUGGCCAGCCCCCCUGGCCAGUCUGGAUGAUGGAAUCUUCCCAGCUCUGAGUGUGCUGGAAGCAGCAGCCAGAGUCACCCAGUGAACCACUUGUCCCCAGCGAGGCGCCGGGUACCACACAGCCGGCCUCUCGCUGGCCCGAUUCUCCCCGCAACAUGAGUCACUGGGCCAGGAUGACUCGGCGCAGACAGGGCCCUGCCAGGGGCUUGCCAGCUCUGGCCAGGCCUCGGGCGGGGAGAGAGGAGCAAAGGCCCGACAGAAACCCGGGGCCUGCGUGGAGGCCUGGGCACUGCCCCGGGGUCCAGAGCAAAGGGAGGCCUCUCUGGCCGCCUCCAGCAGCUGCGCCCCUGCCCGAGUGGGCACAGACGGCCUUUCAGAGCCUCGGGAACGGCCAGCAGAGUGACCUCAUGUGGAAACAGGCCAGGAAGGGCGUGAGCGAGACAGGCCCGAGGCCCCGGGUCGGUCGACACCUUCCUGCCCCGGGGGGCAAAGCCCUGACCGCGCCACGUCAGGGACAGGCUCUGGGUGAUGGUUUUGUUUUUCAUCAAGAAUAAAAACGCGGCUCCGUCCCCACAGCCCGGGCUUCAGCAGGACCUCCCCGCUCCGGGCUCAGGUGCGCCCACCUGGGCUCCAAGGUGGAAGGACCUUCCUAAAGUGCGACAGUCCCGGGGGCGUCCCUCCACCUGCUGGGCCCAGAGGGGGCCACUCAGCCUCCCCUCCGGGCUUCUCCCUGCCCUCCGGUCCCCCCAGCUCUCAGGGGACCCCACGAGCCGCGCCUUGGCCGCCCCAUUCUACUCCCCCCCCGGCCGGUCCCGCUCCCUGACUCCUCCCCUCUACUCCUGCAGCCUUCAGCUCAGAGCCACUUCCCGGAAGCCGUCCAGGGCCCCAGGGGCGGCUUCUCCUCUAGGGCCCGCUCAGCCCCCAGGCCCUGGGCAGCCUCCACCUCAGACCCCGCGGCCUACGCGGUAUCACGAGGCUCUGCACCAGGACUCAGUGAGCGGAGCUGCACCAAGACCCUCAGAAAGCCGCGGAGCUCCGCAGACGCGCAGCAGAUGCAGAGUGAGAGCCGGUGCGUCUGCCCCUCCUGGCGCUCACCCCACCGGGGCCUUCCUCUGAAGGAAGGGGACAGGUGGCCGGACCGGAGGAGGGCUUUGUGGAGAGGGACUCCAGUGAUCCUGGCCCCUGCUGCAGGGCACCUAGAGGGGACCGUGGGCCAGGAGAGUGGAGCAGCGAGCAGCCCGCGGGCAGCUGGGCCAACUCGGCUCAGCUGUUCCCCAGCGGGGAGAAAUUUCUCACCUUCAGGAACAGGGUGGGGACAUUCCCAGACAGGGCCAUGUCUUGGCUGCUCAAGGAACCACAGUGAUGGGUCUCGGCGGCCGGUCCCAUCCCCAGACCUGGCCGGGAGCCUGUCCCUCUGCCUUAGCCGUUUAUGGAGGUGUGGCCCCGUGACAGGGCACCUGGGGCACAGGACUGCGGCGGUCCCCGGCCAGCCUGACACGAGGCCUCCUCUUCCAGAAGCCAGUGUGGACGUCCGAGGCCAGGAUCUCCACAGGCCCUUGGCACGUCCCCGGAUGCCGGGGACGGGGAAACAACGGGGCCUUCGUGGCCAGCAGGGUGGACAGGGCCCAGAGAUGGGCAGGUUUGUCAACUCAGUUGUGAACAAUCUAGAGCACAGACCCCGCUUCAUCCAAGUGUGGCCUGAAAACUCACAGCCAAUGUCCCCUUCAGAACCAUGUCACCUCUCCAAGGCCCACCUCACCUCCCUCCUGCCGGCUCACUGGCAGCCACCCGGACGCGGCAGCAACCGUGGCUCAUCCUGCUGGGUCUCUGAGCCAACCUGUCCACCCCCACAGCUCUCCUCUGAGCAAGAGAGACGGACCUUCAGAGUGGACCCCAGACAGGGAAGACCUUCCAAGGAGCUCGGCUCUGCUCACAAGGGGGCGCCUUCCCACCUUCCUUCUCUCAGUGCUGGGUCGGAACCCAGGCCUGUGCCAGGCAGUGUCCGCAGGAGCCAGGCCCUAGAGAGCAGCCUAACACAGAGCCUGACACUCAACCUAGGCAUCCUCCUGCGGGACGCCCUGAGGCUGGGGCCUCUUCUCUUUCCUCUUAAGGCUGCAGGACACCUACGGAGCACAGGGGUCUCAAGGCAGAGACCCCCGCCCCAUCCCCCCCAGGCCUGGGCCUGGACGACUCUCCAGUGGCAGGGCCAGCUCUCCACUCGGCCCUCUGCAGAUGCCCAGUGAACGUCAGCCCUCCCCGAUGCCUCGGGCACCUGCCUUCCCAGAGCAGUCCCAGAGCCAGCCCCGCCGCCCAGCGGGCAUCGUGGACAUCUGGCCAACAGUGACCUCACAGAUGCCCCAAGUCAUAAACGAGGACCCGCUCGCUCGCAUCUCGGCAGCUUCCUCCUCCCACCAGGACAGGCGAGUGGCCUGUGACCCUCCCUGGGGCCGUCCCAGAGGCUGCUGCCCAGCCCACGCCCUGUGCUGGAGCCCGCUGGGGAGAAUGCCCAGCCUCUCUGGGCCUGAGUCCCCACUUAGAGAACCAGCAGGGACGAGGACAGUGAGUGGGAGGCACCUGCGGUCAGAGAGGGCCAGGCUGCCUGUGCCCAGGAGGGUGGAGCUCUAGGACAGGUCAGCGACGUAGCCACCACAGUGGACCAACAGGAGCUGCGGCAAGGGCCUCUGAGGCCGAGAGGUGGGGAGAGGGGACCGGAGCUGCAGGUGCCCGUGCGGCUGGGGAGCAGCUCAGCAGUCAGCCAGCCCAGGAUGCCACUCAGCCUCCCCAAAUGUGUCCUGCUCAGAAGCUGGGCCUGGCCCCCAGCGUGUGUCAGGUCUGGGGCACAGGCACGGGAGGGAGCCAUGGGGUGUCCCUAGAAGCCAACAGGCUGGUUUCUUCUGAAGAUUGACACCCAGAGCCCAGCCCGGAGGAGGUGCCCAGAGAGAUUCCCAGCCCCCGGGAAGUUCACUUGGGUCCAACUUCAGUCCUCACCACGGAAGGCCUCUGGACGGAGCAGCCCCUGUAUGUGUGCCGAGGGUCUCAGCUGCCCAGAGGGAGGAGCACGGGACACACGUGCCACCCAGAUCCACUGUCUUUGCACACAGCCGUGAGACAGAGGGACGCGCAGCAGCCGGGCACCGCCGAGUGUUGGCCUGGCAGCCCCCCCGGGGGUUGGGCAUUUGCACCAAUCCUGUGCACACAGAUCUUCGCACACAUGUGGCUGACAAUCACCCGCACAACUGCGCCGGGGAACCUGGCCCAGCGCCCGCCAGCAACAGGGCGCUGUAAUCCCCAGCUGCUCGCCGGAUGCCACAGGAGACGCCAUUGGAGGACGGAGAGGGUCACGGUUUUCAAGGCCACACCCCCAUGGGAGACACAGGGCCACAGGAUGGACAUGUGUCAGCCAAAGCAUCAGCCCGGCCCCCCCGGGUCACCGGAGGAGCAUGCACCCGCUCAUUCAGCAUUUUUAUUGAGCAACUACAAGGAGCUGAACAGCAUAGACCAGGACGUAAGCAGCUCAUCCCAAACCACCCGACCCUCUCCCGGGCCUGCUGUGAGGGGCAGACUGGCUUCUGGGGGCGCACGGACCUGGGUGGACCUCUCAGCCUGUCCAGCCCUGGGCCUGGGUCGGGCAGGUGCGCAGCACACGGGGGCUGGGAUGGACUCCCCCAAUGGGUGCGUGAACUGCGGACGUCGGCCUGCGCUGCUGGGGGAAAUGCCCAAGCGCUGGCCUGUCCACGCCUGUGGCGAGGAGCACAAAGAGGCAGCAGGAGCCAGCCAGCCGCCCAGCUGCUUCCCAGGAGGCAGAUGAUCUGCUCCAGAGUGUCCCGACCUUCCCUGACAGCUGCUCCGCCAGCCCCCGGCCCUGGCAACCACGGGAGGCUGGCGGCCGGGCUGCAGGGGAUGGCUCUGAAGCCAUGCGUGACCUCCACGGAGGGGUCACUCAGCCUCUGUCCAGCUGGAAUCGGGGCUCUGCCAGGCAGGAGCAUUUGGGAGAACCAGUUCCUGGGAGCUGAGCCAGGCCCAGGGACAGGCUGCUAGAACCUUCAAUGAUGCCCACCGCCUCACCCCGCGGGGGAACAGCAGCCGUGGAGGGGAGGGGCAGGGUGUGCGCCAGCAAGGGAGGGACAGGGACAGACGGGCCUCGGGAGUCCCUUCCCCCCUCCCUGCUUCAGCAGGGCCCAGGGCUCCUCUUCACGGGGUCACAGUGAAACGUGGACACCUCGAUGUCUGUAAUGUGCUGAGAACCGACUGUCACAGGACAAGAGCCACGGAGCUGGGCAGUGACAACGAGGCGCACACUCACAACCGCUGGGCACACCGUGCGCCGGGCCUCUGCAGCCUGCGUCUGCCAGCACAGCUUGGGUGCGAUCCCCCGUGAGAAGCAGGGGCAGCUGCUGGCACUGUGGCCUGGCUCUAGGGACCCUGGUGGCAGCCUGCAGCUGCCUGGGGUCCCAGGGCCUGUGUGCACACGUGGGCACUCAUGUGCCACCCACAUGCGUGUUCUCACGCACAUUCGACUAUCAUACGUGCCUUCCCAGCACCUGUGCGUCUGUGCGUCUGGCUUCCACGUGGAAGCUCAGGCUGAGUGGGUCAGGACAGAGCCUCUGUUUCCACAGGAACCAGGUGCAGCAAGCUUCUGUCACCACUGGUUGUCAAAAGGACAGAUCAAGGUGGGGAC